This is a messenger RNA of Temnothorax curvispinosus, 2525 nucleotides long. It is a transcript of the gene Hexo1, whose product is annotated as chitooligosaccharidolytic beta-N-acetylglucosaminidase-like. Gene Ontology annotation, molecular function: beta-N-acetylhexosaminidase activity. The transcript has 7 exons. The coding region runs from base 636 to 2429 and encodes 597 amino acids. Lineage: Eukaryota; Metazoa; Arthropoda; Insecta; Hymenoptera; Formicidae. Gene Ontology annotation, biological process: carbohydrate metabolic process; ganglioside catabolic process; glycosaminoglycan metabolic process. The record is from RefSeq and is a predicted model, not a curated record. Gene Ontology annotation, cellular component: membrane.
UUCUAAAAAUCGGAUAAACUUACAAGAGAAAGAUUGAAAUUUUCAUAUUUUGCAGUAUUCUUGGCUCAAUUAACUUAUACUAAUUAAACCAACAAAUUUUGCAAAUUUUAUUGAAUAGCGUCACGCUGUUGUUUGUAUUAAAACACUUGUAUAUUACGCUUAAAUUGUGUAUAUGAAAUUAUUUUGCAAUUAAUGGGUUAAUUGAGAAGUUGCUGCAAUUAAUUUGCAAAUAUGCAUAUCAUAAAUAUCACGAUUUAAUCAACAUGGCCUAAUUAAAAUAAUUUAAAGAUCAAUUGUUACAGAAUUUAAAAGAAAAGAGAUGAGUAUAAUCUUCGUUGAAUACUAAGAUAUGACGACGAUAAUAAUUAUCAAUCGAUGUCAAGUUCAAGUGCGACUUGCUUGGUUAGUCAUGUAACAGUCCCACUGUGUGACGCAGCGAAAUAAUUUGCGCUCCACGCGCGUGCCAUUUUUCGCAUUUUAAAGACAUAUAUCGGUUUUGCCCCACUCGGCUUUUCCCCUCUACUUUGCAAGCACAGCGUGAAUGCGAUCUUUGGGCGAAGGAUAAAAUCAUUCUACGGACAGUACGGACGACAAUCGAGCGUUCGACAGUAGCCCUGGCGAUCACUUUAAGCGGCAUGCUCGCACUACUGAUCGUCGUCCUCGCGCUCCAAUACGGUGCCAAUCAAGCCGAGGAGUAUACUUCUCUUUGGCACUACAAGUGCGAUGGCGGCCUAUGUAAGAAGGUAUUGAUAACGGAAGAGGACACCAACCCGGUCGCUCUUAGCGUAUGCCAAUUGUCAUGCGGCCAAGGUGGUGCCCUGUGGCCGAAGCCGACAGGACAUAUGUCCAUCGGCAAGAGCGUGGUGCAGCUUAAUCCUGAGAGCAUCACACUCGCCGGAAUUUCCACUCAGACAGCGGUGGGCAAUCUGCUUCAGACGAACGUGGUUCGUAUGAAAGAGAACGCGAAGAAGCUCGGUGGUUCCCUAACUUUGAACGCUGGUGGAACCGGGCUGGUGAUACGUUUUAGAGAAGGACUCAAUCUCGACAAUGCCAAACUGACCUUGGAAACGGACGAGAGGUACACUCUCCAAGUUGCUACAGUCGACGGACAGGUGGAAGCUUAUAUUACGGCGAACACGUACUUCGGAGCUCGACACGCAUUGGAGACCCUCAGCCAACUGAUCGUCUUCGACGAUUUGCGCAAUCAAGUUCGAAUAUCCAACGAGACACAUAUUAUAGAUGGCCCGAAGUAUCCCUAUCGCGGAAUCCUUUUGGACACUAGCCGAAACUAUGUCGACAAGGAGACGAUUCUGCGGACGAUCGACGGUAUGGCCAUGUCCAAGCUGAACACAUUCCACUGGCAUAUCACCGAUUCCCAGAGCUUCCCCUAUGUUAGCAAAACAUGGCCUGAUUUCGCCAAGCAUGGUAGCUACUCGCCGACCAAGAUCUAUACUCCCGAGACGAUUAGGGAGAUCAUCGAUUACGCCUUGGUUCGCGGUGUCAGAGUCCUGCCAGAGUUUGAUGCACCCGCGCACGUUGGCGAAGGCUGGCAGUGGGUGGGCGACAACGCAACAGUUUGCUUCAAAGCCGAGCCCUGGAAGGACUAUUGCUUAGAGCCGCCGUGCGGUCAGCUGAAUCCUACCAGCGAAAGAAUGUACGAGGUCCUUGAGGGACUUUAUAAGGAUAUGUUGAAAGAUUUCCAACAACCGGACAUCUUCCAUAUGGGCGGUGACGAAGUAAACGUCAACUGCUGGAGAUCCCAAAGCAUUAUCACCGAUUGGAUGCUGAAGAGGGGAUGGGAUCUUAACGAAACCAGUUUCUACCGAUUGUGGGAUUACUUCCAGGACAGAGCUCUGGAGAAGCUGAAGAUUGCCAACGGCGGCAAGAACAUUACGACUGUCCUGUGGACCAGCGGAUUGACGAGCGAGGAGAACAUUGAACAUCUGGAUCCUGCGAAAUAUAUCAUUCAGAUUUGGACGACCAGAGACGACCCAACUAUCGGCAGACUGUUGCGAAACGACUUCAAGAUUAUUUUCUCAAAUUACGAUGCUUUGUACCUUGACUGUGGAUUCGGAGCUUGGAUAGGCGAGGGUAACAAUUGGUGCUCGCCGUACAAGGGUUGGCAAAAGAUCUAUGAAAAUUCUCCAUUAGAGAUGAUCAAGCAACACGGAUAUGGGAAUAAGAAACAUCUUAUUCUAGGUGGAGAAGCAGCGCUUUGGACCGAACAGGCGGGCAGCUCUAAUAUUGAUUCGAGAUUGUGGCCAAGAUCGGCUGCGAUGGCUGAAAGAUUGUGGAGCGAGCCGGAUUCCAAGUGGCAUCAUGCUGAACAGAGAAUAUUGAGGCAUCGCGAGAGACUCGUCGAACGAAAAAUCUACUCGGACAGCUUAACACCUGAGUGGUGCUUGCAGAACCAAGGCUCGUGCUAUUAAACCAUAAACUACGAUGCUAUAAAAACUAUUCUACUUCUAAUGUCAUUGUUUCUAUUUUCUUUACAUCUGAUAUUAAAAUAAUCCAUCAUGUUUCAA